AUGGUCAGGAAACCCAGCAAAUCCGCAGACCCCUCCUCUGCACACUCAAAUCCAGGCCCUCCAUCCAGCUUCUCGGAAGGCGCCCUCCCCAAACUCAUAGUCUUCGAUCUUGACUACACUCUCUGGCCAUUCUGGGUAGAUACCCACGUUACCCCCCCGCUGAAAGCAGCGCCGACCCAUGAGUCUGUGAGAGACCGUCACGGCGACUCCUUCGCCUUCUACUCCGACGUCCCCUCCAUCCUCUCCUCCCUCCGAUCGGCCGGCAUCACAGUCGCCGCCGCAUCCCGUACGUCCGCCCCGGAUCUAGGACGAGAGAUGCUGCGGCUUCUACAUGUGGCGGACGCGGAGGGCAAGAAGACGAAGGCGAUUGAGUUCUUUGACCACCUGGAGAUCUACCCCGGAAACAAGAUUACGCAUUUCAACAAGCUGCAGGAGGCGACGGGGCUGCCAUACGAGGAUAUGCUGUUUUUUGAUGAUGAGGCGCGGAAUAGGAAUGUGGAGAGCCUGGGGGUAACGAUGUAUCUGGUGAGGGAUGGAGUGUCGAAUCGGGAGAUGGAGAAGGGAGUGAGGGAGUGGAGAAAGAGGCAUGGACACGAUGUGACGACGGCCGAUGCCAGUAGAUGA
Messenger RNA from Drepanopeziza brunnea f. sp. 'multigermtubi' MB_m1, 624 nucleotides. RefSeq lists its product as uncharacterized. Gene Ontology annotation, molecular function: acid phosphatase activity. The record is from RefSeq and is a predicted model, not a curated record. NCBI's taxonomy places the organism in Eukaryota, Fungi, Ascomycota, Leotiomycetes, Helotiales, Drepanopezizaceae.